Penicillium paradoxum is the source of this 2040-nucleotide messenger RNA. RefSeq lists its product as uncharacterized. Lineage: Eukaryota; Fungi; Ascomycota; Eurotiomycetes; Eurotiales; Aspergillaceae. Gene Ontology annotation, cellular component: chromatin. Gene Ontology annotation, biological process: DNA-templated transcription; regulation of transcription by RNA polymerase II. The coding region runs from base 1 to 2040 and encodes 679 amino acids. Gene Ontology annotation, molecular function: RNA polymerase II cis-regulatory region sequence-specific DNA binding; DNA-binding transcription factor activity, RNA polymerase II-specific; zinc ion binding. The record is from RefSeq and is a predicted model, not a curated record. The transcript is spliced from 4 exons.
AUGGAAAUUCCGACAUUUGAUGGCCAGUUCUCCCAGUCUGAUAGUGUUAGCCAACAUGGGCUUGGACUUGCCACUGAGCCCUCGGAUGGGUUUGUCAAUCAUAUACCAAUGCAUAUUCCAGACGAACUCUCCCCUGAAAUAUACAAUCUCGAUCCAAUGGCAAUCUUGGAUACGAUCGGGACGGACUUCAGUUCCAACCUGGGAUGGAUUUUGCAGUCAUGCUCUGAUAAUCUAAACCUUUCGACAUCGGACUUCACCUUUGACAUGGGCCUAGAGCACUCCGCCUCGCCCUCUUUUCAACUGCAGCAUCCCAUUCGAUCUAUGCCUCAUGAAUCACUUUUUGGCCAUCAAACACAAGCCGACCCAGCAGCUAUUGGAUUGAGGACACCAUGCACCGAGGAGGCCGGCCUUCCGUGGCAUGUGGAUCCCCAUGCUGAAUCUGAGCGUAUGGUAUUGCCCAGUCUUGAAAUUGAUAUGGAGCAAUGCACUCCUACAAUCACAUUCUGCUCCACAAAACCUAUCAGCGAUGCUGCCUACGCCACAUUUCGGGAAAUUAUUGGCCUACCGUUUCGAAGUCCAUGGCAGCCGAUCGAUGGUAUUUCUCUCCUCAAGUUCGACUGUCUACUCACAGAAUGGCAGAGGCUUCCCAUAAUUCACCAACCUACAUUUGACCCCGACAGCAGCGCAGUCGUGACCCUUGCCAUGAUCUGCGCGGGAGCAAGAUACACGAACUCCCGUAAUUCACGAGCAUUUUCCAUGACACUUUCGGAGCUCAAUCGCCGUGUUCUUAUUUCCAAUGCUGAGUAUGAUCGCAAGGUUGUCUACACAGAGGAGUAUUUAAUUGCUCAAGUGCUCCAAGGAUUUCUUGGAUAUGCUAGCGGAAGCCAACACUUGUUUGAGCUGAGCGAGGUCUAUCGAAGUUCUUUGGUUCACAAUGCUAGAUACAUGGGCUUGUUUCUGGAGCAAUCGCCUACUGUACCGAUGGCAACUACCCCCGAAAACGUCUGGAGGGAAUGGAUCCGCCGGGAGCGAUCAUGUCGGUUAGCCUGGGCUGAAUACGAUGCAUCUGUGGCGUUCCUUCACAACAGUCGGUCUUAUAUAAUUAUUGAAGACAUGAAGCUCUCACUUCCCUCCUCUCCCCAGCACUGGAAUGCGGAAUCAUCCUAUGCAUGGAAGGCCUUGCAUCCGUGGACGAACCUUUAUCCGCCUACUGUCAAGUUGAGACCCCUUAUCCGGUCCCUACUUGACGGCAGUCCAAAUGCAGCAGCUAGCAUCGAAAAUGAGAGACAUCGACAUCUUACUAUCAUGACUCUCAUCCGGAUGCUAUGGAGCAUAAAGGAGAUCAAACUAUCAACCAUCGCGGACCUCGUACCGCACACUCUCGAUAAUAGCCGGGAGCCGCUGGUGCACGCCCUGAACUCUCUUGUGCAGUCACCCGCCGCGUCAUCGCUGGGAAGUCGCAGCGAUGUGAUAAACAUCGCGGUCCACGCGCAAAAUGCUCACACAGCGCAUUUUAUCGCGGCGGGAGAUCUGUUGAACUGGCUGUGGCCGGUGCUGCGCGGCUUUAUCGAGGAGAGGCAUCGGAUCGAUUCACGAACGGCCAAUGCGAUCAUGAGCAAUCUGACCAAGGACAAUCUGGUUUCAGCACGCGACGUAACCUAUCGCAGCGCUCAGGUUCUGGCCUUGGCACGUCGCUACCCGACCGGGUGGGUGUACGAGCCCUUCAAUGUGUUCCACGCGGGCGUGGUUCUAUAUUUAAUGGCAGGCUUUCUUCCGCCACAUGUUCCAGCGGACCCAACCGUUAAACUGCGUAUCGACGACCUCCAAUCAGCACCAAACAGUCCCAACAACGUGCAGAUUCAAGCCUGGGUACGGGAUGGGGGGAAUGCGAUCAUCGGGCUUGAUCGAAUACCGGUGCUGUGUUGUAACGAGGGCCGUCAGGCUAUUCUUGAACAUACCGGAGAGCUUCUGCGCAACGGAGGGUGGGGCAUUGGGCUUGAGUUUGCAAAAUUACUGUUCAAACUCAGGGGGCCUAUCUGA